CACAAGUCAAACCAGCAAACCAACGACAGCCCCGGGCACCUGAGCUGUGUCGGUGCUUGCUCAAGUCUCACGUCAAUGCGAGGUCCCCGCCGCCGCGCGUGGAUUCUUGCUGCUUUUGGGCCUUGCGACCCUGGGCUGCAUGCUACUUCAUGAUUCACGAUUGCCACCUCAAAUACCAGGCACGUUUGAGCAAUUUAAGCCCUUUUGCCUCUUGCACGCCCAGCAUCUCACAGAGCCAGUCACGAGUGGUACACUCUCCUCCUCCAGCGCGUGCACUCGCCUUCCUAUAUAGAUCUUCCUUGCCACCUUCGAGAGACACCGGCAGUCACUGUCUUGAUAUCUCUACACCCACAUCACCUUCGCACAGCGACAAUGGCGCCCGCAAAGGUCAUCGAGCCCGUGGGCAAAGCGCACCCGCUCGAUCCCCCCAGCAAGUCAGAGAUCAUUCUCGCCACGGAGACUCUGCGUCCAUGGCUGCUCAAGAGCGGUGUCAAGGCCUUCAAAUUCGUCAACGUCUUCCUCGCCGAGCCUGCCAAAGCCGAUGUGAUCGCAGCAGGUUUCUUCCCUCGUGGUAGUGAUGCCUCAUCCAGCGAGACCAGUGGCACUGCGCACAUCGAACGGCUGAUCAAUGUCCACGUCAUCGAUCUCGUCAAGAGCGACGCUUUUGCUGCUGUUCUCAAACUGGACUCGAAUGCUGGCACGGCAGAGAUAAAGGGUGUGGACAAGCUCGAUGCGGGAAUUCAGCCUGCGCUCACCAUCGAAGAGCUAUGCAUGGCCGAAGAAUGCAUUCGCAAGGAUCCCCGCGUGAUCAAGCUGGCUGAGGAAGUCGGCGUCAAGGCUGACCAGCUGUAUGCCGACGGUUGGUCGAUUGGCUGGGACAAGCGCUUCCCCAACAAGCGUAUCCAGCAGUGCUUGACCUUUGCGCGUUUUGGCAAGGAUGAGAACCUUUACGGCCAUCCAAUGGACUUCUUUCCCAUCCUCGACAACAACACCGGGGAGGUACUUGCUAUCGACUUUCCCCAGCACCGCAAGGGCGGCAAGCUGCCCGGCGGCACCGAACCCCCAACCGAGGCGAGCUUCGGUCCGGCUCCACGUGAGCGUAUCCCACCGCCUCUCGAGCGUCACGAUUACCUUCCGGAGCUGGCAAAUGCCGGACCUCACAAUCCCGAGAAGCCACUCAGCAUGCGCCAGGAUCUCAAGCCCCUCAGUGUCGUGCAACCCGAAGGAGUCAGCUUCAAGCGCAACGGCAACGUCAUCGAGUGGCAGAAGUGGAAGAUGCACGUCGGCUUCCACCCCCGCGAGGGCCUCGUUCUCUCGACCAUUUCGUACGGAGAUACGGAGGCUCCCGGCGCGAGUGCCAGUAGUCCCAAGGAACGACCGCUGUUCUACAGACUGAGUCUGGCAGAGAUGGUUGUACCGUAUGCAGAGCCUGCGCACCCUCACUACCGCAAAUUUGCCUUCGACGUUGGAGAGUAUGGUCUGGGUUACCUCGCCAACUCUCUCUCGCUGGGCUGCGACUGCCUCGGUAGCAUCGAGUACAUGGACGGAGUGGUGGCAAAGCACGACGGCACUGUAGAGGUCAUCGAGAACGCCAUUUGCAUGCACGAGGAAGAUACUGGCUUGCUCUGGAAGCACACCGACUACAGAGUUGGUGGUCGCGCCCACAAUGUCCGUGGACGCAAGUUUGUCAUCUCGAUGGUGUGCACCGUAGCCAACUACGAGUACCAGAUCAAUUGGUCGUUCCACCUCGACGGCACCAUCGGUCUCGAAAUCAAGCUUAGCGGUAUUCUCAACCUCUACCAGCUUGAACAAGGCGAAAAGCCUGAGGGAUACGGUACCGAAGUCGCACCGCGCAUCAAUGCGCACUACCAUCAGCAUCUGUUCAGCCUGCGUGUCGACAGCCACAUUGAUGGUCCUCUCAACAGCAUCAUGGAGUCGCACAUUGAGGAGUCCCCCUUCCCUGCAGGUAGCCCGGAGAAUUUUGCUGGCAAUGCGUUCACUGCUCCUUACCGCAUCUUCGACACGGCCGGAGAGGCCGUCAGAGACGCCGACUUCAACACGGAGCGCUCUUGGACUUUUGUCAACGAAGCCGAAAAGCACUACUCGUCUGGCAAGCCCGUGGGAUACAAGGUGGUCUGCAAGGACAUGCCGAGGCUGUACGCCAAGCACGAUGGCUUCACCGGUGUGCGCGCGCCCUUCGCCAAGCACCAUUUGUGGACCGUGCCAUAUCAAGAUGCCCACAGGUAUCCUGCAGGUCUUUACGUCCCGCAGACAUUCGAAGCGCCGGUGGACAGCAUCGAGAAUUGGGUGGGAGAUGGGAAAGCGAGCAUCCGAAACAAGGACAUUGUCUCCUACGUGACUAUCGGCACGACGCACGUACCUCGACCGGAAGAUUUCCCCGUCAUGCCUGCGCAAUCUGUGCACGUCAAGCUGGAACCGAUCGGCUUCUUUGCCAGGAACCCCGCGUUGGAUGUCCCUGCUACCAACGAUGCCAAGUCCACACCUGCUAGCGCUGCGAACGGCACGACUAACGGCGCUCCUGCUUGCUGCCGUUCUUGAGCUCUGUCCAGAUCCUUCUCUAGUGCCUCGUGCAGCGCGGGAAUGUGUGCUUUUGAGGUUGCUCAGCUCCCAUAUCACGAAUUGUAACGCUUUUUGACUUGU
Molecule: messenger RNA, 2661 nt
Organism: Ceraceosorus guamensis
Lineage: Eukaryota; Fungi; Basidiomycota; Exobasidiomycetes; Ceraceosorales; Ceraceosoraceae
Exons: 4
Coding region: 373-2559 (728 amino acids)
Biological process (GO): amine metabolic process
Molecular function (GO): quinone binding; primary methylamine oxidase activity; copper ion binding
Source: RefSeq, a predicted model, not a curated record